UGUAGUGCCUUUACGUAUGGAAUAUUUACUUGAAGAAUUCCAGUUCUGCACUACAAUACUGUGAGUAUUGCAUUCAGUCCCAACACAUGAAGCUCAGAAUUAACUACCCUGGGGGGGGUCGGUGAGAAACGUUAAUGCUCAGCAUAGAAAUAGCCAAUAGAAAACAGUGAGCACAGGAUUUCAUCCUUGCUUUUAAGAGCAAAAGCAUUGCUGAAAGUCACCUAUUGAUGUUUUUCAACUCAGGAUUCCCAUUUGAAUGUCAUCUGUUGUGACAGGACUGUAUUCAGAGGCCAAAACAAGUAGUGAUAUUUUUCAGUUCUCAGGCUUCGUAAUGAAGGAUAUAUUGCUGGAAAUGCUCAUCCAGAUGUGAGAGCAUUACGCUGCAAAACCAAGGAGUUGUUUUCUAUUCUGUGGUUUCAAUGUCAGCCUAAGAACAGGAGAGAGUUUAUAACUCCUAGAGUUAAAAGAUUAGUUUCGGGCACUGGGAUUAUCUGAGAUCUGUCUAAAUCAAUCUCUAAGUUAUGUAGGGAAAAUGAUAGCAAGAAAAGGCUCACACCUUUGAUUCCUUCUCACCAAGCUCUAACUUUCAGAAAUCAAAGAACAAUUUGUGCAUGGAAGAUGACUUCUGUAAAGUCUAAAGGAGAGAAAUGAUGCCCAUGCAGACUCAAUUAAGCAAAAGAGCUUAAAUUAAUGAUCUCUUAUUCUUCUAGCUCCUGGUCUGAAAAGGAUUAAAUGCUGGGUAGACCCUUGCAAAUGGCAUGGUGUACAGUGUACAGUGCUCAUUAGAUAUAAUCUCAUUAAAGCAUUUCCAGAUGUGUUUGAAAUCCUGAAUGGAUGUAAAAUGCAGAACCUGCAACAGUGGAAGAGUCUUAGAUGAGGCGAAAAUUGUGAGACAGCUAAGAAGCUCUGCUCUGCCUCUUAGAUGUGGUGAUCUCUGAGUAUGAGACAACUUCAACAGUUCUUUUUUUGUCUUCUGAACUUCUGCUCAUAGAUACAAUCCAGAGAAAGAAGGAAACUUGGACAGUUGUCUGACUGAACUAGGAAUCCUCUCUUGUGGAAUCUUGCAGAAUUGUUUCCCACUUUUCAAUUAUAAUGUUAAUGGUUAUGUAUCUGCUUUUCCUGACUCUCUAGAUAAAGUAGUGAAGCAUGGAUGGGCACUAGAACUCUACAAUUUCAGGUGGUAAAUGGCAAAUCUUACUCUUCUGUUUGUUGUUACCUUAAUGUAGCUUCCUCUACUUGAGCUGUAUGAACUCAGUGCAGCUUCUUUCUACUGUAUCCACUCUGUGCCUACAAAUCAGAUCAAGAUCACUAGCUAAGAUACUGCUCUUGAUGUUGCGUGGCUUUAAAAAAAUAAAUCAGUGUAAAACAUUCAAUUCCAUAUUUAAUUUGCAAAUUUAAUUUGCAAAAAAUGAGUACAGAAAGAAUCAAGUAAAACAGAGUGUGAAGUGGCAAUAGUUGGGAUUGGAACCUUUUGUCUGGUCUAGUGAUCUAAGCAUUUUGGAUUGAAAAGGGAAAUAUUAUCCUGCAGUCUUUGGUUAGAAACUCUGGAUCCAUCACCCUGUGGAGCAAAGAAAACCAUCAGGUUGCAAGCUAAUAGUAGAACUAUAAGGCUGUUUUAGGCACAAGGCAAGAAAACCUUGCACCAAGAACAAAAAAAUCAGAGAACCCUUAUUAUUGGCAUUCUGAUAUAAUACUACUUGACCCAGUAAGGGAAGUCCAUUGUCAAAUAUUUCUUGGUGAAAAAAAAAAAGUAAAAUCUAAAAAUUGGGAGAAUUAUGGACUUUGUAUUGGAAAAAAAGCAAAACAUCCUGAGUUCAGGGCUCAGAUGUUGAGUUUGUGCUUAAACCUUAUGCAGGUGUCUUGAAUUUUCUAUGUCAUUCAGCUCCCUUGGGAAUAGGCUGACUUGUUUUUAGGUAAUCAAGGUUUUUUUUUUUGAGAGGAAGAGCCUUGUUGGGGGAUGGAAUUUUGCAUGUUAUGCUGUCACAACAUGUAAUUUCACACAGUAGUCUUUGUUCCACUCUCCGGGCAGUUGAACAUUAUCUCUGCAUCUCACCCUAGGGAGUGAGUAAUUCACAUGCACUCGUAUCACAAAAACCUUGGGGAUUGCUGGUUUUUAAUCGGCCCUUAAUGAAGCCUGCCAGAUCAGUUUACACUACUUGUCACUAUUUGCUGGCCUGGCUGCCAGAGCCUUGGCCAUGAUUUCUGCUUCUAAAACAAGGAAAAAAUAGGCCUGCAGCUGUUGAUUGAAAUUGAAAUCCAUGAGGAACUCAGACAGAAAUCCACCUUUGAUGUGUAUCCUGUGUGUUCUAGGCUGGAUGAAAUCAGAUUCAUUUUAACCCCUAUGAUGACCAUUUCCGUGGCUGAACUCAGGCAAGAUCCAUGCAGGGACUGAGAUCAGAUGCAGGACCUACCAGCUCUCAGGAGUAAGAUAGUGUUCAUGAACCCAUGAUCUGGAAAAGUCCCACAAUAGAAUGAAACUUCUUGCACAGUUCUGCAGCUUUUUAAUGACCAUGCACAGAGCAAGAGCGUCUCUGUUACUGCACUCAACUCCCCAGCAUUGCAGGUUUAUGAAGCAGUAUGCAGAUCGCUGCCAGCUCAAGAUGCAUCUGUUCCCAUGCUGUAGAUGUGGCCUCAAGUACUUGGCAGUCACUGUAGCACUUCAGGAAGAAACAUAAGAAAUAUAAGACUUUGAAACCCGCUAGGUGUCUGGAGAUGUUCACAGCAGCAAAAGAGAAUCUCUUUUACCUGUACACAUCUGAACCAGCACAGAAGACACUGUGCCUGUAUUCUCUAAAAGCAGUUAUUCCCAGGUCAUAAAGCACCUUUUGAAACCCCCCAAAAUUGCUUUUACCAUCAGGGAUGUACUCUUGGCUCUACUCUUGAUGAACAGCCAAUAUCUGAAGCAGGCACACGACUUUCUGUUAGUGCUUUAACCAACAGUCCAGCUGCACAGUCUCUGUUCCCUCCUUCACUUGCUUCAUUAUUUGCUAAUAACAGGACAGCAGCUUCAGAAAGUUUCCUAUCUUAGAAUAACCUGGAAAGAUCUCAUUUUAAAAAGAGAAUGUUGGUUACAUUUUAAUCUGAAUGCUAGGAGAGUUGAAUAUUUAAGUACUGAAGUUCCCUCCUGUCUGUUUGCCCAUCAGCCUUUGUGAGGAGUACAUGAAGGCAUAGGCAGUGAAUUCAAGAUAAUGGAUACCUUUGAACGCCAUUGGAGCAAGCAGGAGAUACUUGUAACCCAGAUGAGGAUACAAAGUUCAUGGAGAGAUGUUAAGAUUUCUUGGCAUUCUCCAUUAGCUACAUUACACAGCUCUCUGCUAAUGCGGUGGCUUUUGUGUGUGGUUCCUGUGAAUUGCUUAAGCACAAAACUCCUGAGAAGGGGAUCUGCAGCUGGUAGCAGUGCGCAGGGUAGAAGGGAACAGGACCCAUAUGUCAGUGGUCUAGGAUGGCCAGUGAAGGCUCCAACAUCCCAAGUCCUGUGGUCCGUCAGAUUGACAAGCAGUUUCUGAUUUGUAGCAUAUGCCUGGACCGCUACAAGAACCCCAAAGUACUUCCCUGUCUGCACACUUUUUGUGAAAGGUGCUUACAGAAUUACAUUCCAGCCCAUAGCUUAACCCUUUCUUGCCCCGUGUGCCGCCAGACUUCCAUUCUGCCAGAAAAAGGGGUUUCUGCACUCCAGAACAACUUCUUUAUCACCAACCUGAUGGAUGUCCUGCAACGAACACCGGAGAACAGCAUUGAAGAGUCCUCCAUCUUGGAGACUGUCACUGCUGUUGCUGCAGGCAAACCGCUUUCCUGCCCCAAUCACGAUGGAAAUGUGAUGGAGUUUUACUGCCGGUCUUGUGAGACAGCCAUGUGCAGGGAGUGUACAGAGGGAGAACAUGCAGAGCAUCCCACAGUACCACUCAAGGAUGUGGUAGAGCAACACAAGGCUUCUCUUCAAGUUCAGUUGGAUUCUGUCAACAAACGGCUUCCAGAGAUUGACUCAGCACUUCAUUUUAUAUCUGAAAUCAUACACCAGUUAACCAACCAAAAGGCUAGCAUCGUAGAUGACAUUCAUUCCACUUUUGAUGAACUCCAGAAGACCUUAAAUGUACGAAAGAGUGUGCUGCUUAUGGAACUGGAAGUGAAUUAUGGCCUUAAACACAAAGUUCUCCAAACCCAGCUGGAUACCUUGCUUGAAGGACAAGAGAGCAUUAAAAGUUGCAGCAACUUUACAGCCCAGGCCCUCAACCAUGGCACCGAAACUGAAGUGCUGUUGGUGAAGAAGCAGAUGAGUGACAAGCUGAAUGAACUGGCUGAGCGGGAUUUCCCCUUGCAGCCCCGUGAAAACGAUCAGUUGGACUUCAUAGUGGAAACGGAAGGCCUGAAAAAGUCCAUUCACAAUUUGGGCACUAUUUUAACCACCAAUGCUGUUGCCUCUGAAACAGUUGCCACAGGUGAGGGACUGCGGCAGACUGUGAUCGGACAGCCCAUGUCCGUCACCAUCACCACCAAGGACAAAGAUGGGGAGCUCUGUAAGUCCGGGAACGCUUACCUCACUGCUGAGCUGAGCACGCCUGAUGGAAGUGUAGCAGAUGGAGAAAUACUUGACAAUAAAAAUGGCACUUAUGAAUUUUUGUAUACUGUUCAGAAAGAAGGGGAUUUCACAUUGUCACUGAGACUUUACGAUCAACACAUCAAGGGCAGCCCAUUUAAACUGAAAGUGGUCAGAUCGGCAGACGUAUCCCCUACCACUGAGGGGGUUAAGAGACGUGUUAAAUCUCCUGGCAGUGGUCAUGUGAAGCAGAAAGCUGUGAAAAGACCUGCAAGCAUGUACAGCACUGGAAAAAGAAAAGAGAAUCCCAUUGAAGAUGAUUUGAUCUUCAGAGUAGGCACCAAAGGAAGAAACAAAGGGGAGUUUACAAAUCUUCAGGGUGUAGCUGCAUCUACAAAUGGAAAAAUAUUAAUAGCAGACAGCAACAACCAGUGUGUACAGAUAUUUUCCAAUGAUGGCCACUUCAAAAGUCGCUUUGGCAUAAGAGGAAGGUCUCCUGGCCAGUUGCAGCGUCCAACAGGAGUAGCUGUGCAUCCUGGUGGUGACAUCAUUAUUGCAGAUUAUGACAACAAAUGGGUUAGCAUAUUCUCAUCAGAUGGAAAAUUUAAGGCCAAAAUUGGAUCUGGAAAACUCAUGGGCCCAAAAGGCAUUUCUGUGGAUCGUAAUGGACACAUCAUUGUAGUGGAUAAUAAAGCUUGCUGUGUGUUCAUCUUUCAGCCAAAUGGGAAAAUAGUCACAAGGUUUGGUAGCCGAGGGAACGGCGACAAGCAGUUUGCAGGUACACUUGAUGGUCCUCAUUUUGCAGCUGUAAACAGCAACAAUGAAAUUAUCGUUACAGAUUUUCAUAACCAUUCUGUCAAGGUAUUUAACCAGGAGGGAGAAUUCAUACUGAAGUUUGGAUCAAAUGGAGAAGGAAAUGGACAAUUUAAUGCACCAACUGGUGUUGCUGUAGACUCUAAUGGAAAUAUUAUUGUAGCAGAUUGGGGAAACAGCAGAAUACAGGUUUUUGAUGGAAGCGGAUCAUUUUUAUCCUACAUUAACACCUCUGCUGACCCACUUUACGGCCCCCAAGGUCUGGCCCUUACUUCAGAUGGCCACGUUGUAGUUGCAGACUCUGGAAAUCACUGCUUCAAGGUCUAUCGAUACUUACAGUAACAGUGAGCUCUGGAGCUGGAUAAUUGUCCACCUUUAAGCAAAGACUGGUCCCAGAGAUCCAAGGCAGGAUAUCUCCUACUUCAAGUUCAUUUUUAACAGUGAAAGAGUCUACUUUGAACUUCUUACGUUAAUUUCCAAACUUAACCUUGUUUACAUAGAAAUUGCACCUCUUACGUUCCUUACGUUCCUCACUGAACUUUUUGUUCUAAGGGUUAAUACGCAGAAUCCUCUUUAACUGAAUUCAUAAAGACAAUGUGAUAUUAAAUAAGAACUGCAACUUACGGAACUGCAAUUAACUAGUUAGACAAGAAUGAGAAAAAUUUGGGGAAAAAUCCCCAAAGCUUUUUGAAGACUGUGAAGGGUAGCUCCCGUUCAGAGCUUCCGAAUUUGAAGAAGUAUCAUUGUUAUGCAUUGUUUCACCCAAAGGUGAUCCUGGGAAUCAUUUAGAUCUUGUUUUCAUGGUAGGUAUUACACUUUAAACAUUCUUAAGUCUUACUAUCUGUAACAAGUAGGUCCUUUUAGUUUAAAAAAAAAAAAAAAAAAAAAAAAAAAAAAAAGGUGAAGUCACACAAAAUUGGUCUAGUUCAAACUGUCAGAUUUAACUCAACAUUUAGUGCUAUGAGAAUCAAUGCAAAUUUCCUGCUCAUGUGGGAUUAAUGAAGGAUUUUUUUGUAUACCAGUUGUUCACUUUUUCUCUUGCUCUGUGUACUGGAAGGGCAUUUCAGAAACUGUGUUUCUGAAGCUUUGGAAGAGCUGAACAGUAGUGAUACAUUAGUGAGAGCUGAAUUUCUGCACAACAGCAGACUUUUUGACACCAAACUAGUUCAUUGGGAUCAGGGUUAUUGCAAUGUCAACUCAAUUAACCUCGUGCAUGCCACCCUUUCAUAUAUGUUCAUUGCCACAUUUCCUUAAGGCAACUCAUUGUAUUAACAAAUAUGAAAAUGCAGCAACACACAGGACAGAAAGCCAGAGAGGUACCCCAAUGGAGGACCUACACUGUACAACCAAUGGAACUGUGGUAAACAGAGGUUGUAUAGGAAAGCCAAGGGUUACCAAAGCUAUUUCUUUAUACGUGAGAAAAAAAUACAUUGCAAAUAAGAAUGAAUUUGAACCAAUUCCUGAAGUCCUUCAUCAAAGGGAAUUUUGUUAGAGGAUAAAAUAAAGACUGUGAGAUUUAUUCUGAUUUGUUUGUAUGUAUGUAUGUUUGACUGACACAAAUAUUUUAAAAAGUAAAUGUAGGUUAUUUCAGCAAACUGGAACAUAUGUAUGCCAUAUGACAAUGGUAGUACUCUGAAAAAUGUCCCUCUUCCUUCCUGCCAGAUCUCUUUACUGUGUUCUUUACUGAAUUAUUAAUAUAUACAUUCAUAUAUCAAUGAAUAUUGAUAUAUGAUCAAUGAAAACUUACAAUCUUAUGACUUGGUUCUGUUUAUAAUGUUAUUUUUAAGUGUUUGUCUUUUUUAAAGUGGCAUUGGCUUUAUUCUUAAUUCUAAAUCCAGUGGUCAAACAAUGAGUUACUACCAUAGGCUAAUAGAGGUGGAGUGGUGUUCACUCUAAGCUUCAUUUGAGGAGCUGGUGAGUGUGCUGCCAAUGCCAAAAGCAGUUUGGGAAGCAGUGUGUUUCUUUUCUAAUUUUUAAAACCUUGAAACGAAAGGGCAUUGGGUCAGUAAUGGGAGAGUGUUUUAAGCAUAUUUGCAAAAAUGAAAGAAACCUUUGUUAAAUUACUUGUUACAAAUAUUAGAUUUAUUUCUAAAAAGGUUAAGAUUGUUUCAACAAAUUUAAGAAAAAAUGUUUUGUUUUGUUUUGUUUUUUUUGUAAAGAUGCAUUUGACUUGUAAAAAUGCAGACCUCCAAAUUCUUAAAUGUAGUGUUUGUCUACUCUUUUUAAUUGCUGUUUCUUCUUCUCAUUUCCAUUUACAAACUCACACAAAGAUCCCUUUUCUUAUUUCAUUUGAACAAAUAUUUUGUGUAUAAGGCUUGAGAUUUGAACUUAUGUAUACUGCAGCUAAGAAACUGGUGGUAACAUUUUUUGGAAUGUUAAAAAUGAAGUUUGUUCUUACCAAAAGAAAAAUAACCUUUGCUUAAACUGAGUUUGUCCUAAAAUGCUGAAGGUGAGUUACCUCAGAUAUUAUAUAGUAAGAUGUCCUAUCAAAAUUUGACGAAGUUGUCAAUCAAACUUUAUGACGAUCAAUUAAUUUUAUUCUAAGUGUCCUUAUAAACAACCUGAUAAUUUCUAGCACUGGAAUGCCUUUCAAUGGCUAAUUUAUCAAUGAACAAACAUAUGUAGCAUUUUAAAUGCAUUCUUUAAUGAAGAGGUUCUUUGAGAUAAGUAAAUUAGAAGUGUACCAUCACCAUCAGUUAUGACAAUACUAACAAGAUUUAGUUCAAAAAUUGAAUUUUUGUAGUAACAUUUUACUAAACAUACAUGCCUCCUACUGAAGAAACAUUGCCAAAUCCUUCAUUGCCAGGUAGUAUGAGAAUUGCAGAAAUCAGACCCUAAUCUAUAGGUAUCAAAAUGUGCACUUAAGAUUAUACUAAUCCAUGAAUCCAUUUUUCUGCAGAUGAAUUUCUGUUCAUUCAGCUCAGUAUUGUUUAUCAGGAUUUUAGGUAACCUCUGUCAGCCCAUUGCAUGUCUGUAUGGAAUUCUGCAUGCAACUCCCUUGCUACCAUGUAUUAGGAGUGAUGUGGAUAUUUUCUUAAGAUUGAAUAGUCUGUAUUGAGUCUUCCCUUAAGGAAGAGCAGAACAACCCUUAAGGCACCUGAAAAAAAGGCACUUAUUUGGAUUUCCUUCUGAUAGAUAGCAAAUGCUGCCAAUUUGUGGCACGGGAUAUUUUGUUUCCAAAGGCUGACCUUAUCUUCCUGGCACAGGAAACUGAGAAACAUGUUGCUUUGGCAGUGUGCUCAGCUAAAAUGCUUGAGUUACCAAUGUUACAAAGAACAACCAAAGCAGGAAUUCUGUUCUAAAAAAAAACUGGCAGAUUCUUUUCUCAUUCAGUUAGGUGAACAUCAAAACUGCACUACUUGAUUUACUGAGUUGUUAGCAUUUAUUAAAAGCUUAUAGGCAUUCUGCUGCCAGAUUUCAGGUGUAACCAGAAAUGUUGCUUCAACGUCCCUGGAAUGCUGUGACUAAAAGUGUAGCACGAAUGACAAAAGUAUGUGCUUCAUUUAACUAAUUUUCAACUCAAAAGUAAUCUCAACAGGUUAUUGGUUCUUAUGUAAUAUGGAGUAUUUUAGGACAAACUAGCUAACUGUAUUUUUAUUAUUUUGUAUCCAGAAUAAAGGAAUAUGUUCACAUAAAUCCACUACAAAUAGGGGGUUCUUACAUUAGUAUAAUGUAAGAAUAGCAGCAAUGUGGCUGUGUAAGAAAAGGCAAAUGGCUUGAGGCAAAGCAUUUGUCUAAUGUAGAUGGAGAGUUAUUUAUUAGUAAAUGCUCUUCUGGUUCUUAAAGCUAGAGGGUUUUCAAUUUUAGACCAGUUUUUUUUUUACAGUUAAGGAUCUGGUGUUGCCAUAAUGAGGACUGUAAGUGCCCAAUAUGUUGUGUUUGUUAUGAAGAAAUGACUUCCAGCUGUGGGUGACAGCUAGUUAUAAAAUCAUGAUGUACAUUGGCAAUUUUCUUGAGUAACUGUGAGCAGUGAUUGCUUUGGACUGUUGGUGGAGAGUAUGAGAAAGGUAUUUGUGCUAUGGGGUAGGAAGUUUCCUCACUGGUUGUGUUCUUUCUGAUGAAUGUACAGCACUUCGGUUGAUGUCUGUGAGCAACACGGCCUUAACCUUGACACUUUUUGCUUUGGCUUUAUGACAUGGGAAUGUUCCCCAAGCUGCACAGCAUAUGGCAGUAUCCCCACAUUAGAAAUUUCUACCAGUUGAUACACUGCAGCUUUCCGGUUCCAAGACUCUAUCUUUCCUCUUCAUUUUUAAAAGUUUUUUUGUACAUUCCACCUUUUUAAGUCUGUUUCAUAUGUUUUGUGUACACGUAAGUCUUGCACUCUCUUGAAACUCAUGAUGAAAUAUUAUUCUCACUUGUUUUUGUUUCAUUGUUUUGCUUUCUUUUUAAAUCCCUGUGAGGCUAAAUACAACUUUAUCUCUUUAACAGCGAGUAUGAAAGAUGCACAUCAAAGUGUUUGUGUGUGUGUAUGUGUGUGUAUAGUUUUAGCUUCCUGUGUGCCACAGCAUUCUUAAUGCUUUAGCCAAUGAUAAAAAUAAAAAGUACUCUGUCUUGGAAAUGUAGGAAAAUCAAUCAAAUAUGUACCUUUACCACGCACAAAAAUUUCAAAUAAUAACAAUAAAGCUUGUUUCCUCUGUUA
Centrocercus urophasianus (Greater sage-grouse) is the source of this 9986-nucleotide messenger RNA. RefSeq names its product tripartite motif containing 2 (gene TRIM2). Bases 3443 to 5689 code for a protein of 748 amino acids. Gene Ontology annotation, molecular function: translation repressor activity; zinc ion binding; ubiquitin protein ligase activity. NCBI's taxonomy places the organism in Eukaryota, Metazoa, Chordata, Aves, Galliformes, Phasianidae. The record is from RefSeq and is a predicted model, not a curated record. The transcript has 12 exons. Gene Ontology annotation, biological process: proteasome-mediated ubiquitin-dependent protein catabolic process; protein polyubiquitination; negative regulation of translation.